This is a messenger RNA of Prorocentrum cordatum, 483 nucleotides long. NCBI's taxonomy places the organism in Eukaryota, Dinophyceae, Prorocentrales, Prorocentraceae. The record is from the annotation of a GenBank genome assembly.
ACUACCGAGACCGCGGACUCUUUUACGCAGAUCAUGAUCGACGCGGGGCUCAAGUACGACGAGGUCUGGGGGGCGCUCGCUAUGAGUUUGGUGAACCAGAUGGACACCUUCCUGGACGGCAGCGAUACCUACAAAGAGAGCGAGAAGAAGGUCUUCUACGAGUACUUCCAGAAGCACCUGGCCCAGAAGCUGCCGACGGAUGUUGCCAAGCAGGUGCUGCACUUCCGUUACAAGAAGUUCAAGCCGACGAAGAACCAGGACAGGGCCACGGUGGCGGCGGAGGAGAAGAAGGGCAGGCUCACGUUCGCCUUCUCAUACGAUGAGCCAGGGAGGGAGGCGCGGUCGCUGUUGAUUCAGUUUCUGAACUCGGACAAGGCCAAGGCGACGCAGCUGGUGGGACCUGCCCCAAGGGGCCCCCUCGAGCGCGAGGCGGCGAGGCUCCUGGCGAUCUUCGAGAAGGGCGGUGGCAAGGACAAGGAUCAG